CUGGGAGCCAGCAUGUUCCCCAUGUUGUUAACAGUCUCUGAUCCAAUUCUGUUCCAUGUUAUUCUGGUAGCUGCUCUGUUGGCUCCUGCUCUUGGUGACUGUGGUCCUCUACCCACUCUCCCUUUUGCAUCCCCAGUCAUGCAGUCAUAUGGGACAAACUUCAAAACUGGAAUUGCUCUGAGAUACAACUGCCACCGCGGCUACUGGAGAGUCAACUCAAGCCAUGUUAUUUGUGAUAUUAAUGGAUCAUGGUUCUACAAUGUCUCUUGUGCCAAGAGGCAAUACAGACACCCAGGAGAGUUAGCCAAUGGGAAAGUAGAAAUUAUUACUGAUCUGCUCUUUGGUUCAACCAUAGAAUUCAGCUGCUCAAAGGGAUACAGCCUCAUUGGUUCAGCAACUAGUCAGUGUGAGAGCCAGGGUAAAGCAGUUGACUGGAGCUAUCCUCUCCCAGAAUGCGUGAUUGUCAAAUGUGAGUCCCCUCCAGACAUCAGCAAUGGGAAACACAGUGGUGGAGAUGAAGACCUCUAUACUUAUGGCUCCUCGGUCACCUACAUCUGUGACCCCAACGACUCAUUCAUAGGCAAUGCUUCCAUUUCCUGUGUGGUGGUGAAUAAAACAGUAGGUGUCUGGAGCCCAAGCCCUCCUACCUGUAAAAAAAGCAUCUGUCAUCACCCACAUAUUCCAAAGGGAACAGUUCUUUCUGGAUUUGGACUCUUCUACACUUACCAAGACACUCUCUUGAUUAGCUGCAACAAAGGUUACAUCCUCAAGGGCAGCAGCAUGAUCCAUUGUGAAGCUAACAGCAAGUGGUACCCUUCUGUUCCCACCUGUGAGCCCAAUGGUUGUCAUGUCUUAUCAGACAUCCCCCAUGUUUCCUGGGAGAAAAGUCUGUUUACCAUAAGGAAUCAAGAAGCAUUUGAGAUUAGGACACAGGUGAAAUAUCAGUGCAAGCCUGGCUAUCGACCAGCUCCGAAUGAGCCUCAGACUGCCAUCUGUCAGGAAAAUUUGACAUGGGCAGUUUCCAAAGGGUGUGAAAGGGUGUGUUGCCCAACACCAAAUAUGGGGAAAAUGAGAAUCAUAAGUGAAAGCAGAGAUCUCACUGGUAUAUGUGUCUACUCCUAUGAAGAUUAUGUUCUCUACAUGUGCGAUGAAGGGUAUUACCCUAUUUCUACUGAUGGAAGGAGUUCAUGCCAAGCAGAUGGCACGUGGAACCCUAAAAUGCCAGCAUGUGAGUCAGGUUUCAGAUACGAUUCCAUCAUAGCUGGGUGUCUGAAACCAGAGAUAAGAAAUGGAAAGCUGUCUGUAGAGAAGGAUCACUAUAUUGAAAUGGAAAAUGUCACCAUCCAGUGUGACCCGGGUUACGAGGUGGCCGGUCCCCAAAAUAUCACUUGCUCAGAGAACAGAACCUGGUAUCCAGAAGUACCCAAGUGUGAGCAGGAGGUCCCCGUAGACUGCAAACAAGUAGUUGUGGGCACAAAGCUCAUGGGGUGCCUCCCAAGCCCAGCUGAAGUGAAAAUCACCCUGGAGGUGUACAAGCUGACUCUGAAGGUUAAACAGCUAGAGAAAGAGAUAUACAUGAAGACUCUGAGAAAUUUCCUAAAAAAGGAAUAAAGCAGUCAUUUUUGUCUUUAAAUUGACACACAGAAU
This is a messenger RNA of Heterocephalus glaber (naked mole-rat), 1647 nucleotides long. RefSeq names its product zona pellucida sperm-binding protein 3 receptor-like. NCBI's taxonomy places the organism in Eukaryota, Metazoa, Chordata, Mammalia, Rodentia, Bathyergidae. The record is from RefSeq and is a predicted model, not a curated record.